CAGGCGAAGGAAGUACUCCCGGCCGGAUGUCUGAGGGAUCCUUUUGAAAAGCGCGGAGCCGUAGGAAAUAUCCCUGAGACGCACGUCGGGGCCGGAGAAACCGCGAUCUGAGGAUGCUGUGUGCUUCUGGGGAGCAAGAGCAAGGGCGGCCCUAGGAGAAGCCUCGUCUCUGCGUUGCGUGCCGAGGCCCAGUAGUCAUGUGACUGGCUCUGCGGCCGUCUUCCCGCUGAGACGCGGCGCUCUGCCCGCCGCCAUGAGCGACCCGCGGCAGCCGCAGGAGGAGAAGCACAAGCUGGGCAGGGCCCCUUCCAAGUUCAAGGACCCGCCCAGAGCCAUGCAGUCGGACGAUUACUUCGCUCGGAAGUUCAAAGCCAUCAACGGGAGCCUGGCCCCCGCCGCUCCCUUCGGCGUCUCCAGUGCCAGUGAGAGUGGUGGCCCGGCCAACGGCACCCCCGCGGUGCCCAAGAUGGGCGUGCGGGCCCGGGUGUCGGAGUGGCCUCCGAAGAAGGACUGCCCCAAGGAGCUGGCCUGCAAGGCGCUGUGGGGCGGCCAGUCCCAGGGCAGCUACGACAGCGUCGCCUCCAUCGUGCACAAUGGGCAGAACGGCCAGGGCGACGGUCAUCCCGAGGACCAGCUCGAGCUGGACUUUGCGGAGGCCAAGUACACCGCUGGGGACAUCUUUGUCCACUCCCCCCACAGGGGACUGCACCCCAUAAGACAGAGGAGCAACAGUGACGUCACCAUCAGCGACAUCGACACCGAGGACGUCUUAGACCAGAACGCGGUGAACCCCAACACGGGCGCGGCGCUGCACCGGGAGUACGGGAGCACCUCCUCCAUCGACCGGCAGGGCCUGUCCGGGGAGAACUUCUUCGCGAUGCUCCGAGGGUACCGGGUAGAGAAUUACGACCACAAGGCUGCGGCCCCUUUCGGGUUCCCCGGUUUCUUCUCCUGCGACCCGGGCGUGUCGCCCAGCCUCCACGCCGCAGCGCAGAUCUCCCGCGGAGAGUUCGUCCGCAUCUCAGGAUUCGAUUACGUGGACGGUGCCUUCCUCAGGGGCAGGGACCGGGACAAGCCUUUCAAGCGAAGGUUGAAGUCAGAGUCCGUGGAAACGUCCCUCUUCCGCAAGCUGCGCACGGUGAGAAGCGAACACGAGACGUUCAAGUUCACGUCGGACCUGGACGACAGCCGUCCGGAACGGGGCGUCCGUCCCUGGAGCUGCCAGCGCUGUUUUGCACACUACGACGUCCAGAGCAUUUUGUUUAACAUCAACGAAGCCAUGGCCACGCGGGCGAACGUGGGGAAGAGGAAGAACAUGACCACCGGGGCCUCCGCGGCCUCCCAGACGCCGGCGCCCGCGGGCCCGACGGGCACCUGCGAAUCCCCACUGGGCAGCAAGGAGGACCUCAACUCCAAAGAGAACCUGGACGCCGACGAGGGCGACGGGAAGAGCAACGACCUGGUCCUGAGCUGCCCGCACUUUAGGAAUGAGACGGGCGGGGAGGGGGACCGGAGGAUCGCGCUGUCCCGGGCCAGCUCGUCCUCGCUCGGCUCCGGGGAGAACUGCUCCUUCGAGUCCUCCCUCAGCUCUCACUGCACGAACGCGGGCGUGUCGGUCCUGGAGGUGCCCCGAGAGAACCAGCCCAUUCACAGGGAGAAGGUCAAGCGCUACAUCAUCGAGCACAUUGACCUCGGGGCCUACUAUUACCGCAAGUUCUUCUACGGGAAAGAGCACCAGAACUACUUCGGGAUCGACGAGCACCUGGGCCCCGUGGCCGUCAGCAUCCGGAGGGAGAAGGUGGAGGACGCCAAGGAGAAGGAGGCGUCGCAGUUCAACUACCGGGUGGCGUUCAGGACGAGCGAGCUCACAACGCUGAGAGGAGCGAUUUUGGAAGACGCGGUCCCCUCCACGGCCCGGCACGGCACCGCGCGGGGCCUGCCCCUCAAGGAGGUGCUGGAGUACGUCAUCCCCGAGCUGAACAUCCAGUGCCUGCGGCAGGCCGCCAGCUCCCCCAGGGUCCCCGAGCAGCUGCUCAAGCUCGACGAGCAAGGGCUGAGCUUCCAGCACAAGAUCGGGAUCCUGUACUGCCGGGCCGGCCAGGGCACGGAGGAGGAGAUGUACAACAACGAGACGGCCGGCCCGGCCUUUGAGGAGUUCCUCGACCUGCUGGGCCAGCGCGUGCGGCUCAAAGGGUUCAGCAAGUACCGGGCUCAACUGGACAAUAAAACCGACUCUACGGGGACGCACUCCCUCUACACCACGUACAAAGACUACGAGCUCAUGUUCCACGUGUCCACCAUGCUGCCGCACAUGCCCAAGAACAGACAGCAGCUCCUGAGGAAAAGGCAUAUAGGAAAUGACAUCGUGACCAUUGUCUUCCAAGAGCCCGGAGCACUUCCGUUCACUCCAAAGAGCAUCCGGUCCCACUUUCAACACGUCUUCGUCAUCGUCAGGGUGCACAACCCGUGCACCGACAAUGUGUGCUACAGCGUUGGCGUUUCUAGAUCAAAAGACGUGCCCCCGUUCGGCCCCCCCAUCCCCAAAGGCGUCACGUUCCCAAAGUCCGCCGUGUUCCGGGACUUCCUUUUAGCCAAAGUCAUCAACGCGGAGAACGCGGCCCACAAAUCGGAGAAGUUCCGCGCCAUGGCCACCCGGACGCGGCAGGAGUACCUGAAGGACCUGGCGGAGAACUUCGUCACCACGGCCACCGUGGACACCUCAGCCAAGUUCAGCUUCAUCACGCUGGGGGCCAAGAAGAAGGAGAAGGUCAAGCCGCGGAAGGACGCCCACCUGUUCAGCGUGGGGGCCAUCAUGUGGCACGUGGUGGCCCGGGACUUCGGCCAGGCCGCCGACAUCGAGUGUCUGCUGGGCAUCUCCAACGAGUUCAUCAUGCUGAUCGAGAAGGAGUCCAAGAAUGUGGUCUUCAACUGCUCCUGCCGGGACGUCAUCGGCUGGACCUCGGGGCUCACGAGCAUCAAAGUGUUUUACGAGAGAGGAGAGUGUAUCCUCCUCUCCUCGGUGGACGGCUGCCCGGAGGACAUUCGGGAAAUGGUCCAGCGCCUGGGGAUAGUGACCAGAGGCUGCGAGACUGUGGAAAUGACCCUGAGGAGGAACGGGCUGGGCCAGCUCGGCUUCCACGUGAACUUCGAAGGCAUCGUCGCGGACGUGGAGCCUUUCGGCUUUGCCUGGAAGGCGGGCCUGCGCCAGGGCAGCCGCCUGGUGGAGAUCUGCAAGGUGGCCGUGGCCACGCUGACCCACGAGCAGAUGAUCGACCUGCUGCGCACGUCCAUGACCGUGAAGGUGGUCAUCAUCCAGCCGCACGGCGAUGGCUCGCCCCGGAGGGGCUGCUCGGAGCUCUGCCGCAUCCCCAUGGUGGAGUACAAGCUGGACAGCGAGGGCACCCCCUGCGAGUACAAGACCCCCUUCCGGAGGAACACCACGUGGCACCGGGUGCCCACCCCGGCCCUGCAGCCCCUGCCCAGAGCCUCGCCCGCCCCCCCCGAGCCAGGCCAGGUGCUGGCUGCACAGAGAUCUCCGUGCCCGGCUAAUGAUUCUGGUCCCCGUUUCAGAAGUUCGCCCAGCAACCAGUCAUCCUCCAGCGACCCCGGACCCGGUGGGAGUGGGCCGUGGAGACCGCAAGUGGGCUACGACGGGUGCCAGUCCCCGCUGCUGCUCGAGCACCAGGGCCCGGGCCCUAUGGAGUGUGAAGGAGCCAGGGACCGGGAGGACGCUAUGGACGGAGGCAGGCACCCAGAAACCAAAUGGCACGGCCCACCCUCCAAAGUCCUGGGCUCCUACAAGGACCGAGGCCUGCAGAAGGACGGGAGCUGCAAAGAGUCUCCCAGCAAGCUGUCCCACAUGGAGGACAAGGGCUGCCCCAGCCCCUCCAGCAGCGCCACGCUGUCCAGCAGCGCUUCCAGCACCAGCGACGACAAGCACUUUGGCUCCGGGGACCUGGACCCCGAGCUGCUGGGCCUGACCUACCUGAAGGGGGCGUCCACCGACAGCGACGGCUAUGCGCCCGCCCCCACCAGUGGCACCGCUGACGGCAGCACAGGCGACCUCAGCGAGAUCUCCUCUCACUCCAGCGGCUCACACCACUCAGGCAGCCCUUCCGCUCACUGUUCCAAAAGCACCGGGUCCCUGGACACGUCCAAAGUCUACAUCGUGGCUCACAGCGGCGGCCCGCCGGUGCCCGGGUCCAUGUCCAAGGCCUACCACCGCCAGGGGGCCGUGAGCAAGUACGUCAUCGGCUGGAAGAAGUCAGACGGCAGCCCCCCGCCCGAGGAGCCCGAGGUGCCUGAGUGUCCGGGGCUGUUCGCCGAGAUGGAGCUCAUGUCCCCGGCCGCUCAGCACCCGACGGCGGCGGGAGAAGCCGGCUCGGAGACUCAGCACGUUCUGUCGAAGGAGGACUUUGUGAAGCUGAUGCUCCCCGACAGCCCCUUCGCGGAGGAGGGGAGGAGAAAGUUCUCCUUCUACGGGAACCUGUCCCCGCGCCGGUCGCUGUACCGCACCCUCUCGGACGAGAGCAUGUGCGGCCACCGCAGGGCCUGGGCAGCUUGCGCAGUGAACGAGUUCUGGUUCUCCGACGGGUCCCUGUCGGAUAAGUCCAAGUGCGCAGACCCCGGCCUGAUGCCCCUCCCGGACACGGGCACGGGGCUGGACUGGUCCCACCUCGUGGACGCUGCUCGGGCGUUUGAAGGCCUGGACGCGGACGAGGAGCUCGCGCUGCUCUAUCACCACGCGCCCUACCUAGACCAGAGAGUGGCCGCCUUCUGCACCCUGACGGACAUGCAGCGCGCGCAGGGCCUGGAGGGCGCCCCGGAGCUGCCUCUGUGCGUGGAGCCCGGCGGCCAAGAGUUCCUGGACGCCACGGGGGAGCCGUCCCCGGCCACGCUGACGGGCAAGGUGAACCAGCUGGAGCUGGUCCUGCGGCAGCUGCAGACCGACCUCCGCAAGGAGAAGCAGGACAAGGCGGUCCUGCAGGCCGAGGUGCGGCACCUGCGCCAGGACAACCGGCGGCUGCAGGAGGAGUCGCAGACGGCCGCCGCCCAGCUGCGCACCUUCACUGAGUGGUUCUUCAGCACCAUCGACAAGAAGUCCUAGCCCGUCCCCCCUCCAGGGGCCAGGGGACACGCCCGGGGUCUGGGCCGUCACAGGCAGACGCGGAGGCUUAGCCGUGCCUCCAGCCGGCGCUGCCCUCCCCGCCGACCCGUCCGUGGGGCCCACGCGCCCCAGCAGAGGGCCCGGGCUCUCUCCGCGGCCGUCGCGAGCAGGCAGGCGGGCGUGAAGAUGAAUGUACUCGUGUCGAGAUGAAUGUAACCCCGGUGUCAGCUUAGACCUUCCCUGUAGACGCUACCACGUGGUCUGUGCAUAUAGUCUCGCCUCCUGGGUGCCAGGUGACCUGCUAAGAUGUUAAAGACUCCCGUAGUCCGGGCCGUAGACGGCCGGGUAAGCCCGGAGCAGAUCUCAGACGUAUACUCUAUGGAAAGGUGGUCUAUUUUUUUGGAUGUACAGUAGUUUUAUCCGCACAGCCACUCUCAUAGCAAUAAGACAGGCGGGGCCAGGCGUCGGGGAGCCGCGUCAAGUGUGCUUGACGCUGAACACUCGCUUGGACGCAGUUACUGAGGCUCAUUUAUUUGCAGGAGCAAACGGUGCCUGGGUCUUGGCAGUGUUCUGAUGUUUUUAUCAAAAGAGGCGGCCGCCUUUUAAAUGGCCCGCUCGGUAGUCACCCCGACCUUAGCUCAGCCGCGUGCAGCGGGCGCCGUCAGACGAGGGCCGCCUGCCCAUGUGCCAGAACCGCCCGCGCUGGGCCGGCGGUCACACGGACAAGGCCCCAUCGUCUUUGUACAGAGGCUUCGAUGAAGUGUCCUGUAUUUAACACCCUUAUUUAAGCUUAUUUAACCUGAAAUUGUUAAUUUUAUGGACGCGGUGUGGCCCACGCCCUGAGAGGGUGUGCGGGGGGCCGCCAGCUCCGAGGCGCGGGGCUCGCCCGGCCGGCCGGACACCAGGCCGCAGGCUCACCACCGGAUGCUGCUAGAGACGACCUUCGUAUUGCUUUCUGGUUUUUAACGGUUCCUUUCGAGAUGAACGUCCAUUUUGCUUUUUUAAUAAACGUUUGAAAGAGUCCACAC
Myotis davidii is the source of this 6135-nucleotide messenger RNA. RefSeq names its product signal-induced proliferation-associated 1 like 2 (gene SIPA1L2). The record is from RefSeq and is a predicted model, not a curated record. NCBI's taxonomy places the organism in Eukaryota, Metazoa, Chordata, Mammalia, Chiroptera, Vespertilionidae. Gene Ontology annotation, biological process: activation of GTPase activity; regulation of small GTPase mediated signal transduction. The transcript is spliced from 22 exons. Gene Ontology annotation, molecular function: GTPase activator activity; protein binding. Gene Ontology annotation, cellular component: cytoplasm. Bases 254 to 5107 code for a protein of 1617 amino acids.